This is a messenger RNA of Oryzias melastigma (Indian medaka), 3938 nucleotides long. It is a transcript of the gene hspa4a, whose product is annotated as heat shock protein 4a. Gene Ontology annotation, cellular component: nucleus; cytosol. Gene Ontology annotation, molecular function: ATP binding; ATP-dependent protein folding chaperone. The coding region runs from base 806 to 3319 and encodes 837 amino acids. The record is from RefSeq and is a predicted model, not a curated record. The transcript is spliced from 19 exons. Lineage: Eukaryota; Metazoa; Chordata; Actinopteri; Beloniformes; Adrianichthyidae. Gene Ontology annotation, biological process: protein folding.
GUUAAUUUACAUUCUUUAAUCUAACUUUGAAAUUCUUAAAUAUUAAAAGUUUUAUCAACAAAAGCUACUAAUUGACCUUUAAGUGCAGUGAAUAUUAACGACAUAAACGACAUGUGUUGUGUUUUGAAAUAUGUUUGUGUAAAGCAAAAGAAUCAAAAAUAAAAUAAAAAAAAAAUGCUUUUUCUGAUGAAAAACUGUUCUGUUAAUAUUCUACUCUCCUUGAUUGUCUUAAAAACAUUAAGAAAACCUUUAUUAAGAAAACCUUUAUUAGUCCCACAAUGGGGAAAUUGCAAUAUGCAACAGCGCAUGUACAGAAAUAGGUGAGAGGAUAAAAAUAAAAUAAAAUAAAAUAAACAUUAUAAAGAGCUAAGACGAUGGGAUACCCUUAAAUUAUAAAGGUAAUGAAGGUAUUAUUUUUUAUAUAAUAGAAAUUAUUAGUAUAACAGAAAUGAUCAAAAUUACUUUGAAAAAAAAAAAAAUAAAUAAGAAAAGUCUAUAAAAGUCUGGAGUGAACCAGAACAGUCUGUCAUUCACUUGAUAGUUGUAGAAAAGUCGAGAGAUAUCUAGAACAACUCAAAUCUCGCGAUAACACCAAACGAGAAGUUAGUAAAAUCCAGUUGAUGCCUAGCGCUUGUCAGCAUUGACCAAAGACACCGGCACUAGACAUCGGUGGGGAUUAUGAAAACUUCACUUUAACAUCGCGCUGAUAGACAACUUUAUCUUUCUAUAGAGUUUUUUUCAUUUGUGUCACUAGAAAUAUAUUUUUUUUCUUUGAGAAGGUGCACCGAAGACAAGAACUGAAAAGAUGUCAGUGGUGGGAUUUGACUUAGGAUAUCAAAGCUGCUAUGUUGCUGUUGCCCGAGCUGGAGGAAUUGAAACAGUCGCCAACGAAUACAGUGACAGAUGUACACCGUCAUUUGUAUCAUUUGGGCCUCGAAAUCGAUCUAUUGGAGCUGCUGCUAAAAGUCAGGCGGUGACCAACUACAAAAACACCGUUCAGGGCUUCAAGCGCUUCCAUGGCCGGGCUUUCUCAGAUCCCUACGUUCAGUCAACCAAGUCUAACUUGGUAUAUGAUCUGGCACAGAUGCCCUCCGGAUCCACCGGUUUAAAAGUGAUGUACAUGGAAGAAGAGAAGCUUUUCAGUGUUGAGCAGGUGACGGCUAUGCUGCUCACCAAACUGAAGGAGACUGCAGAGAGCGCGCUGAAGAAACAGGUCAUCGACUGUGUCAUCUCUGUUCCUAGCUAUUUUACUGAUGCAGAGAGGAGGUCUGUGAUGGAUGCCGCACAGAUUGCCGGCCUUAACUGUCUACGACUAAUGAACGACACGACUGCAGUGACUCUGGCUUACGGAAUCUACAAGCAGGAUCUGCCCGCUCCAGAGGAGAAGCCCCGGACGGUGGUGUUUGUGGAUUUGGGCCACUCUGGUUACCAGGUGUCAGUUUGUGCCUUCAACAAAGGAAAGCUCAAAAUCUUGGCGACGGCGUUUGAUUCUGACCUUGGUGGGAAGGACUUUGAUGACAUCCUGGUAAAUCACUUCUGUGAGGAGUUUGCAAAGAAGUACAAGCUGGAUGUGAGGUCCAAGCCUCGGGCUUUGGGGCGCCUCUACCAAGAGUGUGAGAAGCUGAAGAAGCUGAUGAGUGCCAACUCCUCUGAUCUGCCCCUCAACAUCGAGUGCUUCAUGAACGACAUUGACGUUUCCAGCAAGCUAAACAGGGGUCAGUUUGAGGAGAUGUGUGCAGGACUACUGGCCAAAGUUGAGGGUCCUCUGCGUAGCGUUUUGGAGCAAACAAAGUUGAAAAAAGAAGACAUUUAUUCUGUAGAGAUAGUGGGAGGAGCCUCCAGAAUCCCCGCCAUCAAAGAGCGAAUCAGUAAAUUCUUUGGCAAAGAGCUGAGCACCACCUUGAACGCAGACGAGGCCGUGGCCAGAGGCUGUGCCCUGCAGUGUGCGAUCCUGUCACCAGCUUUCAAAGUCAGAGAGUUCUCCAUCACAGAUGUCGUGCCAUACUCCAUUUCCCUGAAGUGGAAUUCAGCGGCCGAUGACGGGCUGAGUGAUUGUGAGGUUUUCCCAAAGAACCACGCAGCUCCGUUCUCAAAGGUUCUGACCUUCUAUCGCAGCGAGCCCUUCACCCUCGAAGCUUAUUACAACAAUGUGAAGGAGAUACCCUGCCCAGAUGCUAGUAUAGGCCAGUUUUUGAUCCAAAAUGUGGUCCCGCAGGCGACGGGCGAGAGCGCCAAAGUGAAGGUGAAAGUGCGCGUCAACAUUCACGGCGUUUUCAGCGUGUCGAGCGCCUCGCUGGUGGAGGUCGUGAAAGCAGUCGAAGGGGAGGAGCCGAUGGAAACGGACCAAAUCGUGAAAGAAGACGAGAGCAAAAUGCAAGAGGACCAGGAGGAUCAGAAACUCCAGACUGGAGACAAGAAAGCAGAAGUCGAGGAAAUGGAGACGACGCCUGAAGAUGGCAAGCAGGAGAAGAAGAACGACCAGCCCCCUCAGGCCAAGAAGGCCAAAGUGAAAACAAAGACGGUGGAUCUGCCAGUCGAGAGCAAACUGCAGUGGCAGCUUUCCAGCCAGGAGCUGAACACCUUCGUGGAGAAUGAGGGGAAGAUGAUCAUGCAGGACAAGCUGGAGAAGGAGAGAAACGAUGCCAAGAAUAAUGUUGAGGAGUACGUUUACGACAUGAGGGACAAGCUGCACGGAGUCCUGGAGAAGUUUGUGAAUGAAGCUGAGCGAGAUGCAUUCUCAUUGAAACUCGAGGACACAGAGAACUGGCUGUACGAAGAAGGAGAGGACCAACAGAAACAAGUUUACAUCGACAAACUCGCUGAACUGAAGAAAAUUGGUCAGCCGAUUUACAACCGAUACAUGGAGGCUGAGGAGAGACCGAAAGCUUUUGAGGAGCUGGGCAGACGGAUCCAGAUGUACAUGAAGAUUGUUGAAGCCUACAAAGCUAAGGAGGAGCAGUAUAAUCACCUGGAUGAGACGGAGGUGACCCAGGUGGAUAAGCAGGUCAACGAAGCCAUGUCCUGGAUGAACAGCAAACUCAACCAGCAGAACAAUCACGACCUGGCGUUGGACCCAGUGGUCAAAGUUGGAGAGAUUCAGGCCAAAGCUAAGGAACUUUUUUCAUCCUGCAAUCCUGUGGUGUCAAAACCCAAGCCUAAGGUGGAGCUUCCAAAGGAAGAGAAAACGGAGAACGGGCCAGUCAACGGGCUGAGUCCCGAGUCUACAGAGACUGAACCGAGCAGCCCGACCAAGGCGACGCCAGCAGACUCAAAACAGGAAACGACGGAAAACAAGCUCCCAGAAAUGGACAUUGACUAACUGUGACCGCUGCCAAUCGACCUGACCGUGGUUCCUCUGAGGUCACUAUUGAUGACAGUGUAGCAGACGGCAGCAUACCCAAACCCAUUCUGUUCAUCCGUCUGCCUCCAUGGCAUGAGUUUUCUUAACCUUUUGAAUACAGAAAUAUUCAUAAUAAAUAACAUAAAAAAGGACUAGACAACCAACCGUUGAAUGAAGCUGCUUUCUCUGUGUUUGAUGGCUGUUCUUUUCCUGAGAUUGUUGCACAUUGAGUCUUAGAAUGUUUUCUGCUCUUCAGAGUUCAACACUUCCACAAGUAUGUAAAAUGUUCUUUAUCCAAAUCAGAUAAAUAUGGGUUUCAGUUGUGAAUGUUGAUGAGAGAAAUUUAUUUUUUUUCUAUAUAUUGAAGUUAGAAGUUACAUGUUACUGUCUUGCAGUAUUUUAUUUUGUUGUUUCUGUUUUUCUCAUCCAGAAAACCUUUGUCUGUUUUCAGUUUUGGUGGAUUUUUUUUUUUUCUAACUCGGGUGAUCGCUGGUCCAACAAAUAACCUUCUCGGGUGCUUCUGGUGUUGCAGCAUCACUGGCAAAAUAGGAUCUUUACUCAAAGAAUGAAAUAAACGGAGUUUAGUUUGACAGUGGUA